This is a messenger RNA of Drosophila takahashii, 4565 nucleotides long. It is a transcript of the gene Mondo, whose product is annotated as MLX interacting protein mondo. The record is from RefSeq and is a predicted model, not a curated record. Lineage: Eukaryota; Metazoa; Arthropoda; Insecta; Diptera; Drosophilidae. Gene Ontology annotation, cellular component: nucleus. Gene Ontology annotation, biological process: regulation of transcription by RNA polymerase II. Gene Ontology annotation, molecular function: DNA-binding transcription factor activity, RNA polymerase II-specific; protein dimerization activity; RNA polymerase II cis-regulatory region sequence-specific DNA binding.
GUGCAGAGGCAGGCCAGAGGUCAAAAGUGCAAACGCAGAGCUGCUCGCGGAGUGCAUCGCCUGGGUGGCAAGGUCAAAUGCGACGGAGCCAAUCGAUAGCCGCAUCCGUGGCUUGUUUUGGGUGCCCGAUAGGCAGCGGAGAGGCAGGUGGGGGCUGGCAUCUCGCCUCCUAUAUACAUACCUAUACAUAAGUACAUACAUUUCACAAGCUGAUAAGCAGCGCGAGCGAGAGAGAGCGCGCGUCAGCUGUUCAAUGUUUUGGCUGUGUGCGGCGCACAGGUUUUGCCUGGGUCGCAGCUUCGUUCUUCGAUCAGUUCCGUUUGCGGACUGGAACCGCUCGCUCUGCUCUCCUCCGCCCACUCCACCGCCCACCGCCGGUCCCAACCGCGUGUACUAAUCGGAACUAGGCGCUACAAGCGGCCACUGACGUCUCGCUCUGACGUCCGUACCCCCACCACCCCCAGUGUACGCCUGUGUGUGUGUGUGCGAUUAUUGUUAUUAUUGUGCUUUGUGACGCAUAUAACGGCAAAAAAGCGGGGCGUGUUUUGCCAUUAGAGAGCUUCCCUCGGGAAAAAGCGCCAAUCGGACAGGUGUCGCGAAUGAAAAGCUCAAGCUGUCGGUCGUCGUAGUAAACAAAUCGGAGAUUCAUAAUCUCUGUCCAAGAAGCGCGUCAAUUAGCAAAAUUAAUCAAGAUAUCCCGAAUCCGCGGAGUAUUAUUAAACGUGCUAAACACUAAACAUCCGCUUACAUCUCAUUUGACCCGCGAAUUCGUUUACAGAGCGAUGGAAAAUCCCCAACCACACGGAAAAAGGGCCAGCGCCAGCAUUUAAUUGCCAUUGCUACGCCAGAGAGACAUUAAAAAACCAUUAAAUGUGCCCAGUCACCAUCAAUAAAAUUGUUUCGAGCUCAAGAGUGAAGUAUUUGCAUAGACAAACCCCCGGCAGCCGGUGAAAAUGAUGCUGAAUAAAUACGAGGGUUACCAACGCACAAGCCAAAUGUUUCCCCAUCAGCAGCAGCAGCAGCAUCAGUUGCCCCAGCUGCAACAGCUGCCCCAGCAGCAGCAGCAGCUGCCCCAGAACUUCCCGCACCUGCAGUACGGAUCCUCCGCCGAUGCAACGGCCGAUCUUCUCAAGGCGGAGCGGGAGUCCAUACACUCCGGCCAGUUCAUGGUCUCGCACUUCGAAGCCGAGGAGGCGCAGGACGACCUCGAGGACGACGGCGAGGUGAAGAUGCUGGAUCCCGAGGACCCCGAGCUGGGCAAGCCGGGCGAACCGACCAACACGUGCCGCGACGUCCAGCUGUACGUGCCCCAGACGGUGGCCCACUUCAGCGCCAUGGACCAGGAGGGCGACGAGAGCAGCAUGAGCAUGGUGACCUCUCAUUUGGAGAUCGAGACCUCGCUCACCAAGCUCUUCAAGUGCAUGAACCUGGCCUACAGUCAAAAACUCACCUCGCCCAAAUGGAAUCAUUUCAAAGGUGUACGACUACGUUGGAAGGACAAAAUACGUCUCAACAAUGUCAUAUGGCGCUGCUGGCACAUGCAAUUCAUACAAAAGCGCAGAACCCCGGUGUGUCAAUUCGCGUCGCCGCUGGACGUUGACAUACAUAGUAAUCCUCAAACUGUUGUUCUUGAAGGCAAGUACUGGAAACGUCACUCAGCUGUGAUCAAAGCUGAAUAUAGAAAAUGGCGCAGGAACUAUAGAUCGAAGGCUACAGGCUGUUUAACAUACGAUUCGAAAAGCGAGUUGGACUUUUUGGAAUGGUCGCCGUUAAACGAUAGGAACUUAAUGCCAGACGACUGGACAACGGACACCUUGUUUUCGGCAAUUAAUGUUCCCUUUCCAUUUCCUGAUUCCAGGGAAAUUGCACGCGGCGCGGGCAUUGCGGACUUCAUACAGCCCAGUCUGGGGCCUUUGCAACCGAAUUUAGAUGAUAUCGACAUUACCUUCUCAGACCUAAUUCCCACCACUCGCUUGCCACCUGUUCCGGAAGAGGGAACCGAUGCUGAGAUGCUCAAGAACGACGAGUACUGUCUGUCGGCGAUUGUCGGCGCACCGCAUACGCUCUACUGCAAUGACAGCAUAAUGGAUGUGGUAAACAGCAGCAGCAACAGUGGCUCCGGAAAUGUGGAUGCAAGCAUGCUGGAGCUCAAUACACCCAUUAACAACAUGACGUACGGUGAGGUGGAGCAGCGAUUCUCUGUGGCGCGACAAGUGCAGCAAUCCGCCAAUGAUUCUCAGCUUCUCGGGGACUCGAGCUCAAUGUCCAGUCGGCUGCAUGGCGGUAAGCACUUUGGGGCCAUCGUCAACGACAACCGGUGCGUGAUUAACGGUCGCGUGGCCAAGAACACACAGCGUCCCUUCCGACGGGAGCCUCACAACUACGACAAGGCGCAGCCAACCAUGCACCAGACCAAUCUCUACCAGCAGAUGCUGGCCGAGCAGCAAAAGAACCAGCAGCAGCAGCAACACGUUGUCGGUGGCGUAGUGCUGCAGUCUUCCUUUCAGACGCCGCAACAACAACAGCAACAGCAGCAGCAACUCACGCAACAGCAACAUUUUCCCACACAGCAGACAAACGCCUUCAAUAACCAGAGCUUCUUGAACAGCUACACGGACAACUACCAGCAGCAGCAACAGCAACAGCAGCAACUGAACGUUAAGGUGGAGCCAUUGCAUGCCGAUGUGCUGUCCUUGCUGGGCGACAGUGGCUACAACUCCAUUGGCUACAAGCCGUAUCCGCAGUUCAAGAAGUCCGCUUCGACGGGAACUUUUCUUAAUGUUCCCCGGCUGCCGCAGCAGCAGCAACAGAGUUAUCUGCCACAGGAGCCACCGCAAAUGCAACAGUCGCUGCCUUUGGGUCUGAGUACUCAGCAACUUUUGCAGCUUUCGCGACAGCAGCAGGCUUCUAACGUUCAACAACAGCAACAACAAUCCACCGUGGCUAGUUUACUGCAGCAGCAACAUCAGCAGCAGCAGCAGCAACAUCAGCAAACCGCUGUCAGCACAGCCACUUGGGUGUCGCCGAAUACAAUUUUGCCAAAAGAAAUCCAUCGCUCCAACAGCUUGCCUCUGAAUGUGUCCCUGAAUAAGCUACCCGAUGUCCGGCAGCACAUCCAUGAGCAGCAGCCCUUUGCAGUGCCCAAAUAUCAUGCCAAGGGCAAGUCGCGGGUGCGCAGCAAUUCGAUGCACCAGCAGCACACUUCGGUGGUGUCUGCCGCCGGAGCGGGAAGCUCUUCGUUAAGCGCCCACAGCUGCAGCAAUCUGUUGGUCACGCAGCAGCAAAUGCAGCAGGCGACCAGCGAUCCGAUGCUUAAUAGCACCCUGGCACAGUUGCUCACUUCGAAUUCACGUUUGCAAACAGCCGUGGCGAACAGUUCGCCCUCGAAUUCAUCUUCCGUCAGUGCCAUUGCCACCGCUAGCAACAACAGCAACGUGUCGCCUGCUCUUUACGCCAAUGUCACAACGCCGCUGUCGGUUCCGUUGGCAACGCAGCAACACUCACCAAAGAAGUCCGCCUCCUUGCCCAUGGCCAUCAAUCCUGCAUUGCACAGUCCCCCCGGCGGGAGCAAAAUGCACAGCUUUGGGCCUUCGUCGGCAAACCUGGGCAGUAAUAGCCUGAGUUUGUCGCCGGACUCGCCGUUCCACGACUCGCAGGAUUCCCCCGUGUCGCCUACGGCCAGCUUGAAGUACCAGCCGAGGGACACCCAGCGACGGGCGGGCCACAUCCAUGCGGAGCAAAAGCGACGAUACAACAUCAAGAACGGGUUUGAUACCCUGCACGCGCUCAUCCCACAGCUUCAACAGAAUCCCAACGCCAAGUUGAGCAAGGCGGCCAUGCUGCAGAAGGGAGCGGAUCACAUAAAACAACUGCGACAGGAGCGCAAUGUCCUGAAGGAUAAGAUUGAGGCUCUGCGAAUGGAGCGGGACGAGCUAAACAAUUCGCUGACGCAUCUUCACUCCAUUUUGCCCGCAAACGGAGCGCCUGUGACGAGGCAAGGUACGGAGCAUGUUCGGCAGCUAUACGAGAUCUAUGUGCGGUACAAUACGAUGAACGAUUGGAAGUUUUGGAUUUUGGGUCUCAUCCUGGAGCCCUUGCUUGCCUCCUACACGUCAACAGUCUCGAGUGCUAGUCUAGAUGAACUACGACGGACCGCGUUCCUCUGGGUCGAUCAGCACUGUUCCCUUAUUGAUCUGCGACCCGCCGUUACGAAUAAAUUGAAGUACCUAUCUAUGCAUACGGAUAUUGUGUCGGAGCCACCCAGCACAUUGCAGGAGGAGGUAGCCAAGGCCCUCCAGAACUCAAGUGGCCAGCAUCCCAAUCUACAUGGCCCCUAACCGUCGAUGCUGUUGCCCGUGAUAUGAAUUUAUUUAAUUCAAUCUUUAUUUUAACAAAUAACUUCAACCAAUUGUGCAGCACUAAUUGUACAAAAUGCAAAUUAGGCAGAUUUUUAUACAAAAGAUUGGCAGCCGGUAAUAGAUAGAUACGCAGAGCAGCAAUUAGUGCCUACAAUCUUUGACUUAAGCGUAAAAUAAACUAACGAUUUUACAAGUUUUUGACUUAAA